AUAUCUCGGAACUUCAAUUUCUAAUUUCUAACCUCUAACCUCUAGCAUCAGGCCUCUAAUGACUAUCAAAUCAGUUGGGAUCGCUCUGCCUGUCCCUGUCCGUGGUAACAUCCUUGCAAUAUCACUUGGUUCAUUGGCCAAUGAUUAGGUUAGGAUAUUAGAAGCUUGGUGGGAGGGAGGGGAGGAUCGCAUUUCGAGAGAUACCAUACCAAGUAUUGCCAAGCCACCGUUGCCCAGACUUCGAAGACACAGGAGAAGAAGAAUACAAAUAGAAGCAUGGCCAAGGCCGCGAAGAUGUCCAUAGCAGUCCUCCAUCCCAGCUCAAGCUUCAGUGACUCCUCCUUCUUUGACAUCCAGCACCAUGCGUUUCUCUACCGGAAUCUACACCGCGGCUCUGCUUGCAUCGGCUGCCGCUGCGCCAACCUCAUCCUCAACCUUGGUCGUGAACCCUACGGCCACUGACCCGGCCGCCGUCUAUGCUGCUCAAGCUACAGCCAAGACCGAGAGUCCAACGAGCCAUGUCAAGGGCAAAGUCUUCGACCGCUUCGUAACAAUCUGGUUCGAGAAUACAGACUUUCAAUCCGCUGCCGCCGAAGCAAACUUCGACUUCUUCGCAAAGAAGGGCAUCACUCUGGAGAACUACUUCGCUGUUACGCAUCCCAGUGAGCCCAACUACAUGGCCGCUGUUGGCGGUGACUACUUCGGAUUGAACGGCGACCCAUUCAUCGCCGUGCCAGAGAAUGUUUCCACCGUCGUGAAUCUUCUCGAGGACAAGAAGAUCAGCUGGGGUGUUUAUCAGGAAGAUAUGCCAUACAGUGGAUACCAAGGCUUCUCAUGGGUCAAUAAAAAAACUGGCAAGAAAGACUAUGUUCGCAAACACAACCCAGCAGUCUUGUUUAACUCCGUUGCCAACGACGCAGACCGUCUCUCCAAGAUCAAGAAUCUUACCAUGUUCCAGCAGGACUUGAAAGCUAACAAGUUGCCACAAUGGAUGUUCAUCACACCAAACAUGACCAGCGAUGCACAUGACGCCCCCAUCGGCACAGCUGGUACCUGGCUCCGAACUUUCCUCGAGCCUCUUCUCAACGACAAGAACUUCAUGCAGAACACCAUGGUUCUGAUCACCUUCGACGAAGACAGCACGCACCCCAAGCAGAACCGGGCCUUCUCUGUCCUUCUCGGCGACGCCAUCCCCAAGAACCUUGUCGGCACCACCGACUCCAACUUCUACAACCAUUACUCUGAGAUUGCUACCAUUGAGGCGAACUGGGAUACCCACACUCUCGGCCGCUAUGACGUAGGCGCCAAUCUUCAGCAAUGUCGCCAAGCACACGAAUGACAAGCUGCGUAGCUGGACAGGCACGCCAGCACUCGCAGACACCACCUUCAACGCCAGCUAUCCUGGUAUCUUCCACUCAACGACGUGGGCGCCUCAGCCAGUGCCCAACACCUUGAUCAAAGUGAACGGAAGAAGCGUUCUGCCAAAAAUCAGGAAGCAGUGGGUUUCCCAGCAGAAGAAGACGACGUAUUGUGGACAACUGGAAAUCCCGACCUCUGCGAACCCACCCAAGGGAACAUGUCCCGGCCCUCGGGCAACGGCGAUCACUCCGAGAAGCAUCACGGCUAAGCCGAUAACUGAGUUGGAUCCUUCCUUAACCCUCUUGCAAAUACUCGCUGUGCAAGUUUUGUCCUUCGUUUAAUUAGAAUUGACUCGUCUGGCAAUGAAGGUUUUAGCCCACUUAGACCUAGAUUACUAGAGGAGACGCACGUUUUGCAUUACUUGUUAUGUGUGGGUUGAGUGUAGGUAUUAUUAUCAAAUCUUGUGGCAUCUAAAUCUAAAUCAUCUCGAAUGCCAGUGUUUAAUGCUUUGCGGUAGCUCUCCUAUGUUUCGCCCACAAAAACCGGGAAAAUAAAUCGACCUUGCCUAUAGUGCCGCCUUCCUUGAAAUCCGCUCCCAUUAUUGCCUUGUACUGAUCUGGCCGAAACUCGCUGACUAGCAAGAAUCCGCUGAGAAUGUAAUUGGUGCAUAUGCCACUUCCACUUGCGCAUUAGAGGUUUUGAGCCGUAAUUGCAUGGCAUGAUUGCAAGUACAGUCAACUCCCGUUAAGUCGAUACAAUUGGUG
Messenger RNA from Pseudogymnoascus destructans, 2123 nucleotides. RefSeq lists its product as uncharacterized. Gene Ontology annotation, molecular function: hydrolase activity, acting on ester bonds. The transcript has 3 exons. NCBI's taxonomy places the organism in Eukaryota, Fungi, Ascomycota, Leotiomycetes, Thelebolales, Thelebolaceae. The record is from RefSeq and is a predicted model, not a curated record. Gene Ontology annotation, biological process: phospholipid catabolic process. The coding region runs from base 362 to 1339 and encodes 325 amino acids.